Neoarthrinium moseri is the source of this 459-nucleotide messenger RNA. RefSeq lists its product as uncharacterized. Bases 1 to 459 code for a protein of 152 amino acids. The record is from RefSeq and is a predicted model, not a curated record. Lineage: Eukaryota; Fungi; Ascomycota; Sordariomycetes; Amphisphaeriales; Apiosporaceae. Gene Ontology annotation, biological process: proton motive force-driven ATP synthesis. The transcript is spliced from 5 exons.
AUGAGCUUCGUCACUCGCCGGGGUCUUUCCACCCUCAUCCCCCCCAAGGUCCGUCUGCAACCCGCCCUCGUGCUGCCCGUUGCUUCGCCAAGCGCUAUCGGCGGCGCCCCUGAUGCCGUCCGCAUGAAGCGCGUCGUCAACUUCUACGAGAAGCUUCCCCGUGGCCCUGCCCCCAAGGUCGAGGCCAAGGGUCUUUUCGGCCGUUACGAGGCCAAGCACUUUGGCGGCAGCAACGCCUCCGCUAAGCGCACGGGCACGGGCACGGGCACCCGCGCCCUGUCCGGCUUCGUAUCACGCAGCGAGCAUGAUAUGCCGCUGGAAGACCGCACAUACACCCCCGGAACCACGCUGACCAGCCUUCAUACAGCCAUCAUCCAGGCCAUCGGUCUCAUUCUCGUCAUCGGCUACCCCAUGACCUACUACUUCCACCUGCGCCACCACAAGAACAACGCUCACUAA